Ixodes scapularis (black-legged tick) is the source of this 855-nucleotide messenger RNA. RefSeq lists its product as uncharacterized. The transcript has a single exon. The annotation marks the transcript as partial. The record is from RefSeq and is a predicted model, not a curated record. NCBI's taxonomy places the organism in Eukaryota, Metazoa, Arthropoda, Arachnida, Ixodida, Ixodidae.
AUCCCGACUUUCGCAAGCCUGAAGAACGCCAUGUACAGAGAGCGACGCCGUCAUCAGCCGGAACUUCCUGCAACUGCGGACGACAUUCAGCUGAGCCCGUUGUACCAACAGACAGAAGACGGCCAUCCCUUCCUUGUAAUCGAUGACACUAGUGUUGGUGGUUCUCGGAUCUUAGCCUUUGCAUCACGGGAGGGUUUGCUGCGCUUGUCAUCCGCGAAGAUGCUCUUUGUUGAUGGUACAUUUUUUGUUGUGCCUCAGAUUUUUGAUCAACUCCUGACCAUUCAUGUCAUGUCGGAUGGCAAACACUCACCCGCAGUGUACUUUCUGCUGUCUGGUAGAUCUCGUGAGACGUAUGUUCGAGCAUUUCAAAACUUGAGGAAUGUAUUCGCUGGUGCGGGCAUCGUGUUUCCGAAUCCUGACAUUUUUCUAACAGACUUCGAGCAGGCGCUCAUCGCAGGCUUGUUGACUUUAUUCCCAACCGCAAUCCAUCGUGGGUGCCAUUUCCAUUUCACAAAAAGAGUGUGGGCUGCAGUACAAAGAGCCGGCCUCCAAACUGCGUACGGGCAGAAUGACACUAUUAGGUCCCUUAUUAGAAAGAUGGUGGCGCUGUCGUUCGUUCCAGUUUCUGACGUCCAGCGUGCAUGGCUGUUUUUGCGACAAGAAGGCGUAUCCCUCGGUGUUUCAGGCGUCAUCACUGUGCUUGACUAUUUUGAUGGCACCUGGGUGAAUGGUCAUUUUUUGAUUCAGCAAUGGAAUCACCACGGAAACCGAGGGCCACGGACAAACAACCACAUGGAGUCCUGGCACCGUAAAAUAAAUGCGGUGUCAGGGAGGGCCCACCCGAACAUUUACAGU